This is a messenger RNA of Drosophila yakuba, 1237 nucleotides long. It is a transcript of the gene angel, whose product is annotated as protein angel. Bases 120 to 1184 code for a protein of 354 amino acids. The record is from RefSeq and is a predicted model, not a curated record. The transcript has a single exon. Gene Ontology annotation, molecular function: 3'-5'-RNA exonuclease activity. NCBI's taxonomy places the organism in Eukaryota, Metazoa, Arthropoda, Insecta, Diptera, Drosophilidae.
CAGCAACAGAUUUUCCCUUUCCACCACUCGCAAAUUCAGACGCUAUCCAGAAAUACAGGAAAAGAAAGGCUCUCGAAAGGACCAGGAGCUCGGGCACAUGGCGAGGCGCACCUGGUGAGAUGUACAAAUCCCUGCUGCACAACGUUUCACUCAAGGCGACAUCACGGAUCAUCAGGCGCAGCGUGAGCAGCCAAGCAAAAGGCGCCAGCGGAAAGCGCAAACAGAAAGCGAAGGAGAUGGAGACGAGCUACGAUCGCAACAGGCGCUGGACGCCAGUUGGGGAUCAGGCUGUGGGGCGAGGCCCACACAAGUUGUCCACCUUCAAGGUUGUCUCGUAUAACAUCCUGGCCCAGGAUCUGCUUCUGGAGCACCUGUUCCUGUACGUGGGCAUUCCGCAUGAGUUCCUCACUUGGCAACGCCGCCAGCAGAACCUUCUCAGGGAGCUGCUCAAACUGGAUCCGGAUAUUCUGUGCCUGCAGGAGAUGCAGUUCGAUCACCUGGCAGUGCUCGUCCAAAGACUUUGCAUGGGCAAUGGCAAGAAGUUGGCUUAUGUGUACAAAAAGAAGACCGGCCAUCGAACGGACGGAUGCGCCAUUGUCUAUGACUGCUCGAAGUUCGAGUUGCUGGACCACCAAGCCGUGGAGCUGCACGACCAGGCGGUGGCCCUGCUAAAUCGCGACAAUGUGGCCUUGUUUGCCAGGUUCCGAUUCAGAAAGCAGCAGGAGCAGCAGAAGGAGUUCGUGGUGGCCACCACACACCUACUGUACAACCAGAAACGGAGCGAUGUCCGUUGCGCCCAGGUGGGAAGAAUUCUGGAGCAGCUGCACUCCUUCUCUACCGACACGCCCAUCGUCCUUACUGGUGACUUCAACAGCCAGCCCGACUCCUCGCCCAUUGAAUUACUCAUUGGCAAAAAUGGGGAUGCGGAAUCCGAAGCUAGCCCAGAACCCCUGCAUUUCCAGAUCAUCGAUUCGGGCGAAGGCACUGCCUCCACAUACCAGAACGACUGGGUCAUCGUGGACUACAUCCUGCGCUCGCUAGGAUCGCGGAGCAGGCACACGCUCUUGCCCCUCAGUGUCUACUCACUGCCCUCAAUCAACAGGUGCAUGGGAACGGGACUGAUUCCUAACCACCACCUGGGCUCAGAUCACUACGCCUUGGGUGCAGUAUUCACCAUUGUCUAGUAUUUAACCCUUCACGCUAUCUUGGACUCAUCAAUAAAGGUACGAAACUAAAA